Molecule: messenger RNA, 1467 nt
Organism: Homalodisca vitripennis (glassy-winged sharpshooter)
Lineage: Eukaryota; Metazoa; Arthropoda; Insecta; Hemiptera; Cicadellidae
Product: 1,5-anhydro-D-fructose reductase-like
Exons: 6
Coding region: 198-1199 (333 amino acids)
Cellular component (GO): cytosol
Molecular function (GO): aldose reductase (NADPH) activity
Source: RefSeq, a predicted model, not a curated record
ACGUUAACUUAACGGUGGUGAAUGGUGAUCGUAGCGGGGCCCGUCCGUAUCUAAAAUUCUUUAUUCUAGACGGUCCACGAGGAGUUCAUAAUAAAAUUAAGCUUAGUUAGUACUCGGUACUCGAUAGAUUAUUAUAUCAACUUCACUUUGUGUUUGCUUAUAAGUGCAGUUUUAAAAUAAUAUAAAUCACUUGGAUAAUGUCUUCCAAAGUUGAAAAGAAUUCUUUCAUAUCAGCACAUGGCAUGAAAAUGCCUAUUAUUGGUCUAGGAACAUGGCAAGCAUCAGAAGAAGAAGUAGAAACAUCCAUUGAUGCUGCACUAGAGGCUGGAUAUAGACACAUUGACACUGCUUUUGUGUACAUGAAUGAAAAAGCCAUUGGAAAAGCUCUAAAAAAGUGGUUUGAUAGUGGAAAAAUUAAAAGAGAAGAUUUAUUUAUCGUCACAAAGCUCCCCAACGUUGGCAUGAAUGAGAAGUAUGUUGGAAAGUAUCUUGAUCAGUCUCUCAGUGAUCUGCAACUCUCCUACGUCGACCUGUAUUUGAUUCACCAUCCAGUUGGGCUUGCUCCAGGAGAGGAUUUACUUCCUCGCGACGGAGAUGGAAACAUUAAAGUAGACUUGAAUACGGAUCAUGUAGCCAUUUGGAAGGCAUUGGAAAAACAAGUAGAUGCUGGUCGAAUCAAAGCUAUCGGAGUGUCCAACUUCAAUAGCAGUCAGAUCGACCGGAUACUGAAAGCUGCCCGGAUACCUCCUGCCAAUAACCAAGUAGAAUUGCAUGUUUAUCUGCAGCAGAAAAAGUUGCAAGAAUGGAGCAAGAAGACUGGAGUCACUCUCUGUGCCUAUGCUCCACUCGGAUCCCGAAACAUGAGCAACUACAUCAAAAAAUUUGGAGCAACUGCGGAGAGUGGAAGCGGACUAGACCCCUUGUCAGACCCAGUAGUGCUCCACAUUGCUCAGACCCAUAACAAGACUGCAGCACAAGUGUUGCUGAGACAUCUGAUGCAGCUCGGCAUCGCGGUCAUCCCCAAGAGUACCAAUCCUGACCGUAUCCGUCAGAAUUUUGAGGUGUUUGACUUUGAACUAAGUGAAACAGAGAUGGACGAACUGAAUGGCCUGGACAAAGGGGAAGAGGGAAGGAAAUUUGUCGGAGGAAUAUUCAAAGGAAUCGAACACCAUCCUGAAUAUCCUUUUGGAAAUAAGUAACAAGUUGGAACACUAUGGCUUGCAAUCGCUCAAUAUCGUUUGUUCGGCUUAUGUAGGCUCUACAGUGUAAUGUGUUACAUUAUCUAAGGUUGGGGAAUUGAAUUAGCUUUAAUAUUUUUAUACUGUUGCAAUAUAAAUGUCUUUUGUUUAAAGCUGUUAUUGGUAAUGAAUGUAUUGUUACUUUUUGAAAAAUCUAUUUUAAUUUUAAAUAUUGUAAAUCUAUUAAGAUCUUUUUGAUUACUACGAAUAAACAUUUAUAUUUUUAAAA